This is a messenger RNA of Condylostylus longicornis, 3464 nucleotides long. RefSeq names its product GATA zinc finger domain-containing protein 8-like. The transcript is spliced from 3 exons. The record is from RefSeq and is a predicted model, not a curated record. Bases 1577 to 3331 code for a protein of 584 amino acids. NCBI's taxonomy places the organism in Eukaryota, Metazoa, Arthropoda, Insecta, Diptera, Dolichopodidae.
GUAUAACAAUUCUAAUAUGUAUAAUGUAUGUAAUGAGCAUAAUCGUUAUUACUCAUUGAAAGAGGAAUUCUACUAGUUUAUUUUAAACUAUUUUAAACCACAAGUUUAUUUAAGAUAUCAGAACUUCAUUUUUAAUGCGAUUUUUUUUUAUCAAAUAUUCAAAUAAAAAAAAAGAAGAACGAAAACAUAUACGAACUUUUAUUGUACCAGAUUUUUUUCUGCUGUGGGAGAGAUUCAACAUUAUUACAACCAUAGAUAUUAUUAUUUUGGGGGAAUAUAAAUUGCGCUCAGACAUAACACCUUCCUUCAUAGAAGAAGAAGAAUCUUUAAAAUUAUGGAAAAAAUAGAAAAUUUCAUGUUAUGAUGGCUUUUAUCAAGAAUAAAUUUUUGAAGAAUAUUAAAUUAAUUUUUUUUACAAAAUAAUAUAAAAACAUUUUUAGUGAGACAAAGAAAAAAUAAAAUAAAUAAAAAUUUUAACAAGUGAUUUUUUAAUAGAAAGAAGAGUAAGAAAAACAAAAAAAAUAAAAACUAUUUUUCAAAAUAAAGUUGAAAAAUUAAGGAAGUUUUUUCUAUUUUUUUAUAAAUUUUUAAUCGAAUAUAAAAGAAAAUUUUUUGAAGAGUAUUAAAAUAAUAAAAAUGUUGUUGAUUUAAGUGAAAAGUUUUCAAAUGAACGAAAAAUUAUAAAAAUAAUAAAAAAAAAAAGUGAAAAUGAAAAAAUCGCUAACACAAAAAGGAUUCGAACAUUUUAACAAAAAGAGAAAAAAUGAAUGAAUAAAAUUUUUGUGGUUAUUAAAAAAACAAAACAAAUUGAAAAUUCAAAGAAUAAAUAAAUUAGCCGCAAAACGUUUAUCCUUUUUAUAAAAAAAGAAAAGAAUUUACAAGUGCUUAUUCAGAAAAAAAAUAAAAAAACCAAAAUUACAAACGAAAUAAAAAAAGGCUUUGUUCUAACACACAAAUCUUUUCAUUUUCCUUUAUUUUUUCACGUUUUAAUCAAAAAGAAAUUAUUUUCAUUUCUUUCAACAAGGAUUUUAUUCCUUUUUCUAUAUUUAGAAAUUAUUUUCCUCAUUUUUGCUUAACAAUUAUUGCAUUAAAUGCACAGACUUUUUAUUUCUAUACUUGAAUUCGGACUAUUAAAUUGAAAUGCAAUUGCUGCCUGAAAAUUAUUUGAAAAUUUUAAAUAUUUUCUAAAGGAACUUUAGUAUAAAAAAUAUGAAAUUUGACUAAAUCAUUUACUAAUAUUUUCAAAAUAAAAUAAAAAUAUUGUAAUCAUUGAAGAUAAUUUUGAUAAUUUAAAAAUUUUAAAUGUUUAUAAAUAAAACAAAAAGCAAGUGAACUCAGAAUUUAAAGCUUUAACUUUGUGUAAAAUUUAUUAAAUAAAAAAAACAGGACAAAUUAAAUUAAUGUUCCAUAUUUUUAUAAAAAAAAAAUACCUUGCAAAACAUUUACUAACAAAAAAUUAAAUUAAAUUACCAACUAAUUUGAAGGACACACAAAUAGAACAACAAACAUUUCAAAGGAAACAAAAUAAUUAAAUAUUUUUUCUUGAAAACAAAAAUUUUUGAAGAAAUUAGGAAUAAUGAUUGAAAUAGAAACAAAUAUUCCAAGUUCAAAACUGAAAGCAAAACCUGAUACUAAUACAGGAAUCAAUAAAGAUCAACAUCGUAUAAGAAAUUAUAAAAAUUUAAAAUCUAAAAAUAUUUUAAAAUUAUCAUCACUACCAUCAUCAACAUCACCAUUGAAAACGUUAACAUCAUUAAAGAAUUUGACAACAUCAACGUUACCAUUAUCAACAGAAUCUAAAAAACGUACAGAAAUAAUAUCUUCAACAUCGUCGUUCUUAACGUCUCCGUCGUCUUCAUUAUUAUUAUCAAAAUCAAAUAGAAAUUUUUAUAAAAAUUCUACAACCAAAAAUUCUUGCUGUCUAACUAAAGAAUCAAUAAAAUCAACAGAUUCAAUAAUAGUAACAUCAUCACAAAAAGGAUUUUCUUAUUCUAGUAAUAAAAAUUGUGUCAAUAAUCGACAAAAAUUAAGAAAAAAAUAUAAAAAAAAUUCAACAACAACAUCAACAAUGACAAAUAUAUUGUCAACUUCAUCAUUUAAUUCAAUUGAAUCAUCACAAUUACAAUCAAAAUCAAUAAUAUUGGAUCCAUUGAUAACGAUGCCGUCAUCAUCAGAAAUUCUAUUAUCAUCAUCUACUACUACAGUAUCAUCUUCACCAAUAUUACCAUUAUUAUCUAUUACAAAAUUACAAUCAACAUAUAAUAAUAAUAAUAAUUGUGAUGAAGACGAUGAUGGUAAUAGCAAAAUAACGCCUUUAAUAGAAAAUUUUUCUGCUACAACUUCUAUAACAAAACCAAUAACAAUACCAUCAAUAAAUGAUGAAAAUUUCAUUUCAAAUAAUAAAUUUUCUUUAGUAAGUGAAGCAGAAAAAGCAGAAAAUAUAAUUUUUUCACCAAUGUCCUUAGAAAUACAUGAAUCUAUAAAAAAUUCUGAUUUAAUAAAUAAGAAUUCUAAACAGCUAUCAAUGUACCAAUACCAUAAAAAUUAUUAUAAUAAUAAUAAUUCUUUAAAAUAUAAUGGUAACCUAGAUAAUAAUAAUAUUGUAAAAACUAGUUAUAUAAAAAAUGAUAAAGAAAAUAUUUUAGUUCAAAAUUCUUCUUCAUCUUCUUCUACAGUAAUAGCUAAUAAUAAUAAUAAUAAAAAUAUCGAUAGGAAUUCAAAUUUUAUAAAUACCACCAAUGAUUUAAAAUAUAAUAAUAAUGAAAAUAUAAGUAAUGUAGAAAAUAAAAAUAUAAAAAAUGUAAACAGUAUGUUACCAAUGGUAACAACAACAACAACAACAACCAUUAAAGAACCAAAUAAUAUUUUACCUGUACUGACGGAAACAUUACCGCAUUUUAGAAUUUUAUCAAAUAAUAAUAAUAAUAAUAAUUAUAUUGAAAAUGAAAAUUCAAGUAUGGCAGCCAAUAAUAAUAAUAAGAAUAAGAAUAAUUCACGUAAUAUUAAAGAAAAUUCAAAAAAUUUCAAAUUAAAAGAAUCUUUAAAUAAAUAUUCAAUAUUAAAAAAUUUAACAUCAUUAGGAUUUUUAUCAUCAUUUUUAUCAUCAAUAUCUUUAAUAUUACCUUCAGCAGCAGUAACAUUACAAACAACAUCACCAAUAUCAAAAUCAAUAGGAUCAUUACCAACAAAAUUACAUCAAAAAACCUCAAUAAAACGUCAACAACAAAAAUCUUCAACAAAAAGUUACUUUUCAUUUGAAUUCUUAGUUGCUGCAUAUAUUGUCGCCAUAGUUCUUAUAUUGACAAUUGGAAGCCAAAGAGUUGGUAAGUGAAAAAAUAUUGCUUAAAGGAAACCAAAAUAUAUUUUAUAAGCAUAAAAAUAAUGAAGGUAAAUUUGAAAUUUAAAGAUGUUAAAAGAGUAAUAUAUUUCACAUUAAGUAAAUUAUUAACAUAAAUUAAAAAUUU